GUCGAGUUUAACCGACUCAGUGUCUGAGUCGCUAAAAUUAUUCAUCGACUACAAGGAUUCAACUAGAUUAGUUUUACUUCCGAGAUUUUACCCCGCAGUGUAGUAUAGUAGAAAGUGCGGUUUGUAAUCAUUUCUAGCUAUCUAGCCAUGUCACAGUAGUGUUUGCUAACGUUUAUAGUAAAUAAAUUAAAAACAACUGGCUAGCUAGCUAACUCGCUAAUCAACACAGAGACUCGUCAUGUGUUGGUCAGCAUAAUGACACGUAACAACAAAUAAUAAUAAUACUCGACUUAUUAAACUCUAGGAGGAAGGUUAAUGUUUGUGUGUUUGGUUUAUUUACAACAUAAACCGAAACAAUGCUGCAUGAGACAGGAGACGUGAGACGCCACGCCAGGGACAUAACCAGGGUUAAAUACCACUUAAUACACCGCUGUUCUGCCCAGAAUGAGGAUCACACACCGCUUCCCUAGAGAGAGAGUUUGCUGAAGGAUUUCUGCGAGAGCAUGGCUCAUGUGCUGCAUUUGCUCCUUUUAUGGCUCUUCGUGAGCAGUUCAGAACCCCAGGGUUAUGUGGGCAGUGGAUUGGAUCUUGGGGCAAACAUUGAGAAGAUUUUACCCUCCGUUACUCAUCGUGCCAACGGCAGCCAAAGUUUCUAUGGAAUCAUGUUUGAUGCUGGGAGCACUGGAACACGGAUCCACAUCUACACCUUCAUUCAGAACGACCCAAACCGGCUCCCCAUUUUGUAUAAUGAGAUGUUCCAGUCUGUGAAGCCUGGUUUAUCUGCCUAUGCUGACAUGCCAGAAAAAGCCGGGGACUCAGUGCGGCAAUUGCUGGAGGUUGCCAAGAGCACCGUGCCUCAUGUGGAGUGGAAACAAACCCCGGUGAUGCUGAAGGCUACAGCAGGAUUGAGGAUGCUGCCACCUGCCAAAGCUCAUGCACUCCUGCAGGAGGUUCAAGAUGUGUUUGAUGAUUCUCCAUUCUAUGUGCCUGCUGAUAGUGUAAGCAUAUUAAGUGGAACAAGUGAAGGGGUUUUGGCCUGGGUGACUGUAAACUUUUUGACAGGUCAACUUUACCCCCUCUCAAAAAAGUCAGUAGGGAUAUUGGAUUUGGGUGGAGGAUCAACGCAAGUCACCUUUCUUCCAAAAAAAACAACCGAGAGAUUUCCUGCUGAUUACACAGCAAGAUUCAGUAUGUUUAACACAACCUAUAAAUUGUACACUCACAGUUAUUCAGGGAAUGGAAUAAAGGCUGCCCAGCUUGCUGCUAUUGGGGCUUUGGGCUCAAAAGAUCCAGAAGGGAAGGUUUAUCAGAGCUCCUGCUUGCCUAAGAAUUACAAAGGGAAAAUUAGCUUCGGAGGGUUAAUAUACAAAGUCAGCGGAAAGCCAGGAGGUUCUACUGGAUAUAAGAGCUGUUACAAAGAAAUGCUGAAGGUUGUGAAAGGUGUCAUUCGGGAGCCAGAUGAUAUGGAAGACAGCUGGAUUUAUGCCUUCUCUUAUUAUUUUGACCAUGCUGUUGAGGCUGGCCUUGUUGACGAAGCCCGAGGUGGUGCUGUGCAGGUCCGGGACUUCAAGAACAGAGCUAAGGAGGUGUGCAACAAAGUGUCCAUGUAUAAUCCUGACUAUCCCUUCCUGUGUAUGGAUCUUACAUACAUAACCUGUCUUCUGAGGUCUGGAUAUGGCUUUGAGGAGAAAACAGUCCUGGAGUUGACCAAAAAGCUGCACAAUGUGGAGGCCAGCUGGGCUUUGGGAGCUACUCUGGGUUACUUUGAACACUUUAGCAUUGUCUAAAAAAAAAGCCAAGUAUCAUCUCCUCUUUCAUCACUUUAUCAGCUCUAGUAGUGAAGUCACUUAUGUCUUAAAACUCAUUUUUGUUUGUUGUCUCUUACAAUAAAGAUUUUAUGCGAGUUG
Molecule: messenger RNA, 1907 nt
Organism: Tachysurus vachellii
Lineage: Eukaryota; Metazoa; Chordata; Actinopteri; Siluriformes; Bagridae
Gene: entpd5b
Product: ectonucleoside triphosphate diphosphohydrolase 5b
Exons: 14
Coding region: 504-1787 (427 amino acids)
Biological process (GO): nucleoside diphosphate catabolic process
Cellular component (GO): membrane
Molecular function (GO): UDP phosphatase activity; GDP phosphatase activity
Source: RefSeq, a predicted model, not a curated record